GAAAGUCAUUCAGAUCGCUUCUUUCCUGGUUUUCUGCGACGGUUGAUGUAGUGGUUGAUCUGCGCGCUAUAUAUAUUAUCAGAAAACAAUAUUGAGUGUUUUUUGUUGUUGUUGUUGUUGUUCGGGGACAAAAGAUGACACCACGGGAAGUAUUAUGCAUCCUCGCGGUGUUGUUGGUAACACAAACCGCCGCCAUAAUCAGAGUCCCGCUCCAUAAAACCAGAAGCCUGCGUCGCCUGAUGAAUGACAAUGGGAAGACUGUGGAGGAACUUCUGACUUUAGCAAAGAGCACCGGAGCGCCGAACAGCCUGCCCUCCCCACAAUUGCCCGUAGAGAGGCUGACCAACUUCAUGGAUGCCCAGUACUAUGGGGUGAUCAGCAUCGGGACCCCUCCUCAGGACUUCACUGUGCUCUUUGACACUGGCUCCUCCAACCUCUGGGUCCCCUCCAUUCACUGCUCUUUUCUUGAUGUGGCCUGCUGGCUCCAUCAUCGCUACAACUCCAAGAAGUCGAGCACAUACGUCAAGAACGGCACAUUAUUCUCUAUCCGGUACGGCAGAGGCAGCUUGUCUGGCUUCAUCAGUGAGGACACUGUCUCUGUUGCAGGUCUGCCCAUUCCUAAACAACAGUUUGGUGAAGCGUUGAAGCAGCCUGGCAUCACAUUUGCAGUGGCACGGUUUGACGGGUUGUUGGGCAUGGGGUACCCAUCAAUAUCAGUGGCAAAUGUUACCCCGGUGUUUGACACAGCCAUGGCUGCCAAGCUGCUUCCCCAGAACAUCUUCUCUUUUUACAUAAGCAGAGACACGACUUCAGCGGUAGGAGGGGAGCUGAUGCUGGGCGGGACAGACCCCCAGUACUACACUGGAGACCUACACUAUAUCAACGUGACAAGAAAAGCAUACUGGCAGAUCAAGAUGAACGCAGUUGAAGUUGGCAACCAGCUGACUCUCUGCAAAGCCGGUUGCCAGGCGAUUGUUGAUACGGGAACCUCCCUGAUGGUCGGACCCGUGGAGGAAAUCAGAGCGCUGAACAAAGCCAUCGGAGCUCUGCCCCUGCUGAUGGGAGAGUACCUAAUUGAUUGUAAGAGGAUCCCAACACUCCCCGUCAUCUCCUUCAACAUCGGAGGGAAGAUGUUCAACCUGACUGGAGACGAUUAUGUCAUGAAGGAGUCUCAGAUGGGGUCGUCAAUCUGUCUGUCGGGCUUCAUGGCGAUGGAUAUCCCCCCUCCGGCCGGACCCCUGUGGAUUCUUGGCGACGUGUUCAUCGGAAAGUACUACACUGUGUUCGACAGGAAUGCUGACCGCGUGGGGUUCGCCCCUGCCAAGUAGUUCACUGAACAGUUGUACAUUUCAUCAUUCAUUUUUAAUUUCUUUGAUUUGCCUCAAUCAAAAGCAUUUGGUCUUACGGUUGUCGCGUGUCACUGCGGAGCUGGGCUUGCCACGGAAAAGAUUCUUUCUGAGAGAGGCUGGUUUCUAAUGAGCAGGUGUGGGUGCUACAUUAAUAGCAAGGAGUGGUGCAGUGUGUUGCUGCCACUGAACUAAGGAACUGAUUCACUUGGUUUCUUUCACGUCAACUUUUCAUUUUCAUUUGUUUUUCAGCUGUUUUGUUCUUGCUAAUUUGUAUGCUUUGGGGGUCGCACCCAACAUUUAUUUUUUUUGCUAUGGAGUCACAAUUUCAUUUUAAGCCUAAUAGGACCGUAUUAUUGGGCUGCUUCUGUACACAGAUCUCUAAGGAUGUUUCUUUUUAAAUAAAUCUGUACAUUUUAAUGCCAAAUAAAACUUAAAACAAA
Messenger RNA from Labrus mixtus (cuckoo wrasse), 1789 nucleotides. RefSeq names its product napsin A aspartic peptidase (gene napsa). Bases 135 to 1328 code for a protein of 397 amino acids. Gene Ontology annotation, biological process: proteolysis. NCBI's taxonomy places the organism in Eukaryota, Metazoa, Chordata, Actinopteri, Labriformes, Labridae. Gene Ontology annotation, cellular component: lysosome. The record is from RefSeq and is a predicted model, not a curated record. The transcript is spliced from 9 exons. Gene Ontology annotation, molecular function: aspartic-type endopeptidase activity.